Molecule: messenger RNA, 2211 nt
Organism: Saprolegnia diclina VS20
Lineage: Eukaryota; Oomycota; Saprolegniomycetes; Saprolegniales; Saprolegniaceae
Exons: 2
Coding region: 1-2187 (728 amino acids)
Molecular function (GO): protein binding
Source: RefSeq, a predicted model, not a curated record
AUGGAAGCAACGUUUCGCAGUGCCGUGCUCGGCCAGCCCGAGAUUGCAUCGAUGGUGCUUGCGUUUCAGGGCGGCGUCUACGAGGACGUGCGCCGAGCCAUGUCUGCUUGCAACGAGCUCGUCGAGUUUGACGCCGCACGAGGCUCGUACGAGUGCGACGUGUCGUUUGGCUCGGCCUUUGCGCCAAACGUAUCGUGGCCUCGAGACUGCCACAUCUUUGGCUUUGACACGUAUGCGCUCCGCAGGCGCCAGCGCGACGCUCGCCUCCCGCUGCAUCUGGCCAUUGCCCUAGGCUUUGUGCCGCUGACCAAGCGCCUUCUACGUUGCCGUCCGGACCUCGGGUCGGAGGACGCCAUUGUCUUGGCUUUUGUCAUGGACCGUCUCGAGAUUUGCGCAUACUUCCUGGAGCAGCGUGCGCACGUCCCAGAGGUCUACCAACGCGGCAUUCGUCGGCGUACUCUGGGCUCCGUGUGGUACGAGUUGUUUAGCUGCUAUUUGCGCCGAACGCUGGGACGGCAGGAUGCAACGGUCCUCGUGUUGCUGCAGCGUUUUGGCUUGCGCCCCGAGGACUUUGACGAGUACGACCGUCGCCGCGCCAUGCGUUGCGCGACGCUGGCGAACGCGACGGUGGUGCUCGACCUCUUUCCAUGGUUUGGCUAUCCGUGCAUCAUGAUUGACCUCGCGGCGCAGGGGUUUCUGCCACUCGUGCAAUCGCUCCACGAGCGCGGUGUCGCGUGCUCGACGUCGGCCAUGGACGAUGCAGCUACGUAUGGCCACCUCGACGUCGUCGUCUUUCUGCACGUGAACCGGACAGAAGGCUGCACUGUCUUUGCCCUGGACGGCGCUGCGGCCAACGGCCACCUGGACGUCGUUCGCUUUCUUCACUCGAACCGACGCGAGGGCUGCACCGUCAAGGCCAUGGAUGAGGCGGCGGCCAACGGUCAUUUGGAGGUCGUUCAGUUUCUCCACUUCAACCGAACCGAAGGCUGCACGUACAAGGCGCUUGACGGCGCCAUUACGAAAGGCCACCUUGACGUCGUCCGCUUCCUCAUUGAGCAGUGCAUCGUAGCCGCGUCGUUCAAUUCGCUGAGCAAUGCUGCCGCCAACGGACACCUCGCGAUCGUGGAGUACCUCCAUACUUUGAACUCGGCGGGUUGCCUCGUCGCCGCCAUCGACAAUGCCGCUUUGUAUGGUCAUUUCAGCGUAGUCAAGUACCUAGUGGCGCACUGUACCGAAGGCAGCAGCGGCGCUGUUGACUGCGCACUGGACUUCGGGCAUCUGCGCGUUGCCGAGUACUUCGUCUCGCGUGGCUACCCGAGCCCGACCUCGUCGCAGGUACUGUGGGAUCAAGCAACCUUCCAGACGUCCAACAUGGUCGACGUCCUUCGGUUUUUCCUCGACAAUGGCGGCUCGUGGAGCGCUACGUGGAUGGCGAGAGCCUCUGCGCUCAACAAUGUACCACUUGUGGCGUACCUCCAUGCGCACCCCAACACGCGCUGUGGGCCCGACGUUUUGGAAUCAGCGAUCCAAAACAAGGCGUGGGGCGUUGUGCACUUUCUCGCGGCCCACUGCACAGCGGAUGUAUCGCUCGAUGCGCUCAAGCAGGUGCUACGCGGUGGUCACCUCGAGGACGUGGCGCACAUUCUGCAGCGGCAGCCACAGCUCCGACACGAUGAGCUCCUUGUCGUGGCGUCCAGCAGCCACAACACCGAGGCGAUGCGCUUCCUCCUCGCUGCCAAGAUUGGUAAGCCGCGCAAGUGCCUCGUUGAAAUGGCCGGUCGUCGACAGUUUGUGACGGAGAGCAAGUUCUUGCUGCCGUACUGCAUGGAUGCGACCAACCACCUCGACAACAUUCGCUUUCUUCUCGACCUGCUCGCGCUUCCCGACCGCCGCCGUGCGACGAUCCUCCAGUUGAUCACAAAAGAGCUCCAAGAGCAAGGCAGAAUGGCCAGCCGAAGCCUCCAGCUGGCCCCCAGCGUGACGGCGCGUGCGUCAACGCUACGGAACGCUGGUGGUGUUGUGGACUGGGCGCUGGCGCUCGUCAUUUGUCAUCUCUGGGCAGCCGACGGGACGACGACACUUGAGCAACUUGAGAAGAAAGCAGCGUUGGUCCAGGACGCCGAGCUCCAGACGCAGCUUCGUGUCUUGCUCGCCUCCAAGCGCAAGCGCACUGGUCGCAAAAGCUAAGCAGUUGAAACAACACGAUUUCGU